Protopterus annectens (West African lungfish) is the source of this 2865-nucleotide messenger RNA. RefSeq names its product synaptogyrin 1 (gene SYNGR1). Lineage: Eukaryota; Metazoa; Chordata; Ceratodontiformes; Protopteridae. The transcript has 4 exons. Bases 330 to 1028 code for a protein of 232 amino acids. The record is from RefSeq and is a predicted model, not a curated record. Gene Ontology annotation, cellular component: synaptic vesicle membrane; neuromuscular junction.
CAUUCUUUACAUCAUUCAGAAAACCAGCUUCGGAAAAAAAAAAAAUAAAUAAAUAAAAUAUACACGCACGCGCCUUUCCUCAGUUGGUUUCCUGGCUCUCAGUUAUGCGCGCUCCAUAACUGUUAGAAGCGCGUUCCUUCAACCUUCGUUCUCCUCCACCCUCAGAAAAGCAUCCACGGCAUCUUUCUCUUAACAGAGGGAGAGGCUCAGCUUUGAAAGCAUAGACUGGCCACAAAAACAUAAAAGAAGAGCGGCAAGUUAAACAGGCAGGGUCAAGUACUCACCAUUCCAGGUAACAACACAGGGGGUGCCGAGUGACCGAAGAGAAGAUGGAAGGUGGUGCAUAUGGAGCUGGAAAAGCAGGGGGUGCUUUUGAUCCCCAGACCUUUGUAAGGCAACCGCACACCAUCCUUCGUUUUGUGUCUUGGGUCUUUUCCAUUGUUGUGUUUGGAUCAAUAGCCAAUGAAGGUUAUGUGAACAAGCCAAGUGAGGUGGAGGAAUUCUGCAUCUUUAACCGAAAUCAAAAUGCUUGCAACUAUGGUGUCACCAUUGGUGCUCUUUCUUUCAUCAGUUGUAUGCUGUUCUUAGCACUUGACAUCUACUUCCCACAGAUAAGCAGUGUAAAGGAUCGUAAGAAGGCAGUACUUGCUGAUAUAGGCGUAUCUGCUUUCUGGGCAUUCCUCUGGUUUGUUGGAUUUUGUUUUCUGGCCAAUCAGUGGCAAGUCGCAAAACCUGAAGAUAACCCUUUAAAAGAAGGGGCAGAUGCCGCUCGAGCAGCCAUUACUUUUUCAUUCUUUUCCAUCUUCACUUGGGUGGGUCAGGCAUUCUUUGCUUACCAGCGGUAUCGUGUAGGUGCUGACUCAGCUCUGUUCUCCCAGGACUACACAGACCCAAGUCAAGAUGCUGCAGUUCCAUACUCCUCAUACGCAAGUGGGAAUGAUCUAGAAUCGCCAGGGACGUAUCAGCAUUCACCUUCCACGGAUGCAUUCAGUGCUGGAACUCAAGGAUAUCAGACCCAGAACUACUAAUCUGCUCCUGGGUGAGGCCAGCCAAUCACCGAAAUAAACAUGUAUAACAAUUAAAAUAAUGCUAAUAAAUGCAUCUAAUGAUGGGUGAGCAGAAAAAUGUGAUGACUUCCAUGAUCCUUGAUGAAGGUCCUUCAGAGUCAGCUUUGUUGUUGUGAGAAUUAUGCUAUCACCAUUUAUUUUUGUGCAGAUUGUUUCAGUUUUCUGACACCUUACACAGAAAAUUCCUCAGGGAGAAGAUUCAGAUCGAUCUCUGAAGAAGUCUCUGAUGAUGCAAGCUAAAUGACAAAAGAAGUAAAAAAAAUGUGUGCUGUCAUGAUACGUCAUACAAUGAGAGAGAUUGUCAUUUCUUCUUAAGAUGUUUCCAUGCAGGUAAAAUUCAGGAUUCAUCUGUCACAAAACUGACAAAUAUGCCCUUGAUUUUUAACAUGUAGGGAUCCUUGUUUAUCAAGUGAACACUGCUUUGCAUUGCACUUUGGUCCUUAUGCCUACCCACCUGACUAGUAGAAUGGAACCUGAGAAGCUGCUUAUAUAUAUAUAUAUAUAUAUAUAUAUAUAUAUAUAUAUAUAUAUAUAAAGAGACCCCUUUGCCUUCCCCCUUAAAACAUAAACACUUGUGCUAUUUACCAUCGGUAACCCUUUCUGUAGUACUUGGUGAGUUUGUAGGUGUUGUGUUUUACAAAUGCAUCAUUUUUAACAAAACCAGCAGGUACUUACAAGAGUGUUCAUGGAAUGUCAAGUCCAAGGAGUAGAAACGUCAACUUUACAAGGGUUUGCUUAAUUAGGGAUUCCCUAGUCACAUAAAAGUACUGAAAUUUAAUUUAUUUAUUUUUAUAUCAGACAAAACACAACACUUUUUUAAUGUUGGUGUUUGAUCCAGAAUCCUGCAUACCAGGUGGAUGUACCAUCUUUAUACUUUUUCACACAUUUAAGUUAAAUUGAGUUGAUGAAGCCAACAUGGUUGCAUAUUAUUUUUAAUGUAGGGUAAUAAAAACAUUCUCAUUUUAAAGCUCAGCUCUGCUCAAGCUGGUCUGUAUUUGAAAACAAGAUACCCAUACAUAGCUUGUGUAACAAACUUGAAAAAGAGUAGAGUUGUCUUAGCUGUCAUACUUCUAGUUUCUUUCUCUUGUUUUACUUUGGAGCAAACAAUGAGAAGAGUAAUUUGCAGCGCACCUUUAGAAGGGUGGGGUUGGAGAAUAAUUAUGGUUUUGAAAUGGGAAUACCUGUCGCAUAGUGUGAAACUGUUUCACUGUGUAAUGUUCUCUCCUCAUGGUAUGACGUCAGUGAUACCUUUCACUGGCAAAUAAUGACCAUAUACACACAUACAUGCACUGUGCUGGGCAACAGAUAAACAGGAUAUUCAGUUACACUGAAAUGUCUUUAAGGAGUAAGAAGUGUGGAUAGUGCGAUGGAAUGCAUUAUGACAAAUCUAUACAAGUUAUGUAAAAGGCAGGUACUGAGCCUUCACUGUCUGUCCAUAUUGGUUACUCUGCUGCUUAUACAUUCAUUGAUCAGUUCUGUAUUUAGGAUGGUAUAAUUAAUGUUCUUUAAUCUUCUUUCUUGCUGUGCCUCAUUUUAACUUGUGGCACUUUUGCACACAGCUCAGGCACAUAAGAUUGAGCAGAGGGUGCAGGCUUCAAGUAAGCAGUAAUUCAUAGUAGGAGUAUGUAUGUUGUAUACUAUUUCUUUCAGCAAAUCAUCACAAGGUGUUAGAAGGCUGGUGUUACAAACUACAUGAGAAGCAGACAGCAGAUGCAGCUCACAGCACUUGUCCUGAAUUGUAUUGUUGCAAUUGUAAAAUAGGAAAAUAAUUUAAAAAAUAAAUAUUUGUUACAAACAA